GUUGCAACAACAUGCAGCCACUGCAACACGGGAAGGAUUGGAGAGGAUUAAUCGGUUGUAAGGACUGAAAUUAUGUUCUCAGUACUCUUGAAGGAUGACUAACCUUUAAAAGGACUGAUCCGCAAGGAUGGCAAAAAGUAUAAUGGUGGCCUACGCUUUGUGGGCAGUAGGUGGACCUUUGGGCCUUCACCACUUAUACUUAGGAAGAGACAGCCAUGCUCUGUUAUGGAUGCUGACCCUGGGUGGGUUUGGGUUUGGCUGGGUCAGAGAGGUCCUACGUAUUCCCGCUUAUGUUGGAGAGGCCAAUCAGGAUACAUCCAAAGAACAAAGGAAGAGACCUCCAUCUGUAGGCCCUGUUAGGUUUAUUGGACAGGUGUGUGUUGGGAUCUACUUUGGCACUGUGGCUCUGAUAGGCCUGAAUUCCCUCAGGUUCUUCUAUCUCAUUGUUCUGCCUCUGUGUGUGGGCGCAGGGGUGCAUCUGGUGUCUAAUGUUGGCCAACAGACCUCUGAUCUCCAAAAGACUUUGACAGCUUGUCUUCUAACUUCGCCAUUGUUCUACGGCAGCACCUUUUCACCUCUCCCUGUAAGCCUGGCUGCUACUAUAACUGCUGCACAGCAUCGCAGGUUCAAACCUCCACAAACACCUGAGACAAUACAGGACUUAGGUCCAAGGCUUUACAGGCUCGGCCUAGCCUGGCUGGCUUUCUCUGCUCCUCUGGGUUAUUGUAUUUUCCACAACACAACAGCCACCCUGUACUACCUGUCAGACUGUGUUGCAGCCCUGCUAGAUAUUUUCUGGUUCCUGCCUUGGCUCAGAAAUGCAUUGGAGUACAUACUUUUAAUGCCAUAUCGGAUAUUGUGUGUUAUCACCGGAGGGGGGUACUAUGAAGAGGCUUGGCGGAAGGUGCUGGAGAUACUACUCAGAGAGUACACUGAGAGUGAAAAGGAGGCACUUCAGGUAUUGUCUCUAGAAGUCGAGGCUUCUCUGGAGGAGAUAACUCGCAGCUACAGGGAGCUGGCAAAGAAAUGGCAUCCAGACCACAACCCCAGCAAGGAUGCCGAAGCAAUGUUUGUGAGGAUCCAUGAGGCUUAUGAGAUCCUUCUUCGUCACCACAGGCCUCGUCGAUUCAAAUAG
Messenger RNA from Cheilinus undulatus (humphead wrasse), 1135 nucleotides. It is a transcript of the gene dnajc22, whose product is annotated as DnaJ (Hsp40) homolog, subfamily C, member 22. The transcript is spliced from 4 exons. Gene Ontology annotation, biological process: endocytosis. Bases 128 to 1135 code for a protein of 335 amino acids. The record is from RefSeq and is a predicted model, not a curated record. Lineage: Eukaryota; Metazoa; Chordata; Actinopteri; Labriformes; Labridae. Gene Ontology annotation, cellular component: plasma membrane; early endosome.